This is a messenger RNA of Zingiber officinale, 1610 nucleotides long. Its product is annotated as 3-ketoacyl-CoA synthase 20-like. The transcript has 3 exons. Gene Ontology annotation, cellular component: membrane. The coding region runs from base 16 to 1551 and encodes 511 amino acids. NCBI's taxonomy places the organism in Eukaryota, Viridiplantae, Streptophyta, Magnoliopsida, Zingiberales, Zingiberaceae. Gene Ontology annotation, biological process: fatty acid biosynthetic process. The record is from RefSeq and is a predicted model, not a curated record. Gene Ontology annotation, molecular function: acyltransferase activity, transferring groups other than amino-acyl groups.
CCUCCUUCGUCGGCCAUGGCGGACACAGUCACUCCGGCGAGCUCUGACAGUUAUCUUCUUCCAAACUUCGUCCUCUCCCUCAUCAAUCCUAAGCGCCUCAAGCUCGGCUACCACUACUUGAUAUCCCACGCACUGCAUUUCAUCCUGCUCCCCCUCCUCGCGGCCUCAGCCGCUAGCCUCACCGGACUUACUUCCGCCGAGCUCCUCCAGAUUAGGGAUGCCCUCCGCCUCCACCUCGUGCCCGUCGUCACCUGCUCCUUGGCCGCUGCCUUCCUCGCGGCUCUCUACCUCAUGAAACAGCCGCGUCCGGUCUACCUCCUCGACUUCGCGUGCUUCAAGCCGGCGGCGGAGCUCAAGUGCACCCGAGAAUUCUUCGUGGAGCACUCCAUGAGCACCGGUAUCUUCACCGCCGACAACCUGGCGUUCCAGAAGCGGAUCCUGGAGCGGUCCGGGCUGGGGCAGUCGACCUACUUCCCCGAGGCUAUGCACAAGAAGGCUCCCAAGCCGUGCAUGGCGGAGGCGAGGGAGGAGGCGGAGAUGGUCAUGUUCGGCGCCGUCGACGAGCUGCUGGAGAAGACCGGCGUGAAUGCCAAGGACAUCGACAUACUAAUCGUCAACUGCAGCCUCUUCAACCCCACCCCCUCCCUCUCCGCCAUGAUCAUCGACCACUACAAGCUCCGGGCGAACAUUCAAAGCUUCAACCUCGGCGGGAUGGGCUGCAGCGCCUGCCUCAUCUCCGUCGACCUCGCCAAGCAACUCCUCCAGGUGCAUAGGAACGCGAACGCAUUGCUGGUUAUCACCGAGAACAUCACGCUCAACUGGUACUUCGGGAACGACCGGUCGAUGCUGGUGCCCAACUGCCUCUUCCGGGUGGGCUGCGCCGCCGUGAUGCUGACCAACCGACGCUCCGCCCGGAGGCGGGCCAAGUACCAGCUGAUCCACACGGUGCGCACCCACAAGGGCGCGGACGACCGCAGCUACGGGUGCGCGUCCCAGGAGGAGGACGGCGAGGGUAAGGUAGGGGUGUCGCUUUCCAAGGACCUGAUGUCCGUCGCCGGCGAGGCGCUGAAAACCAACAUCUCCACGCUGGGCCCUCUGGUGCUGCCGCUCUCCGAGCAGUUGCUCUUCUUCUUGACUCUAGCGUCGCGGAGAGUGUUCGGGUGGCGGAGCGUCCAGCCGUACAUCCCCGACUUCAAGCUGGCUUUCGAGCACUUCUGCGUGCACGCCGGCGGGAGGGCGGUGCUCGACGAGGUGGAGAAGAGGUUGGGGUUGGCGGAGGCGCAAAUGGAGGCGUCGCGGAUGACGUUAUACAGAUUUGGUAACACUUCUAGCAGCACGCCUUGGUAUGAGCUGGCGUACACGGAGGCGAAGGGGAGGAUGAGGAAGGGGGACCGGACAUGGCAGAUCGCGUUCGGUUCGGGGUUCAAGUGCAACAGCGCCGUGUGGCACUCGCUGCGCACCAUCGACCCGAAGGAGGAGAAGAAGAACCCAUGGGCCGACGAGAUUCAUGCUUUCCCGGUUCAAGUCCCUACAGUGGAAACCAUCCAUUAGAUUAGAGGAUGUUCAUUCUUCAAUUAAUAUCAAUAACUCUAAUAACUAAGUGAGGGUUG